This is a messenger RNA of Grus americana (Whooping crane), 7730 nucleotides long. RefSeq names its product guanylate cyclase soluble subunit beta-2-like. The transcript is spliced from 22 exons. Gene Ontology annotation, biological process: cGMP biosynthetic process; response to oxygen levels. Gene Ontology annotation, molecular function: heme binding; guanylate cyclase activity. NCBI's taxonomy places the organism in Eukaryota, Metazoa, Chordata, Aves, Gruiformes, Gruidae. The record is from RefSeq and is a predicted model, not a curated record. The coding region runs from base 2802 to 5483 and encodes 893 amino acids. Gene Ontology annotation, cellular component: guanylate cyclase complex, soluble.
ACGUUUCUGAUGUCUCCAGCGUGCAGGACAAGUGUAGGCGUACACACCCGUUAGACACGCUGCCGUUGGUUUGCCUGUGAAAAACAGUGUUUACCACGAAGGCUGCAGCCCCUGUUCCCUGAGUCACUGAGCAAACACUUCCUCCGCGUUGCAGAGGUGCAGCAGCGGGGCCAGUGCCCUCCCGGGCCGGCGGCGGGAGCAGCACCGGGCCUGCAGCACGCCUGGCCGCUGACUGCGCGGGGGGCAGCGGGGCGUCCUCUCCUCACACCCCCGGAGCCGCAGUGCCCCCGCCGGGGUGCAGGGGGGGGCCGCACGCCCUGGGCGGAGGGCUCCGGCUGCGCUCUCAGGAGCAGCUCAGCAGAGGAAGGGCCUCCUCCUCCUCCUCCUCCUCCUCCUCCUCCUCGUCCCCCCCCGGCCCGUGCCAGCGCAGCCACCUGCGUGCCGCCCCCCGGCUCUAGAGCGUCCCACCGCGGCCGGGCUGACCUGCGAGCCUGGCAGCCAGGUCUCAGCCCGCAGCGCUUCGGAGCACGGCCGGUGCCAGAUCCAGGCACCGAGCGCUUUCCAGAACCGCCCUGACUUCAAGGACUUACCCCAAUGAAGAGUCAGACAUCCAAAAAAGCCCUUAUACAAAUACAUCUGUUACCCUUAAUAACAUAUUCCAAACACUUCUUCACCACGGGCCUACUUGCACAUGAAAUCCAUCGGAGCCCAGCUGCUGCGUGUGGCGAGGCGGUGCCAGGCUGGCUGUCAGAUGCACACAGCGCUUGAUCAGAGUCAUUGCUGACAGGAGCUUCAUCCAAGGUCUCAUUUCUGCAGCCAUAAGGAAAAAAAGACAUCUACUUUAGGUUGGCAGGAAUUUAACCAUUAGAGCAGGAUUUUUUACUCACAGUGUUCUUUCCUUGGUAUUACACAAUGGGUGGAAUGCAGAGGAUUUUGCUCUUUGUUUUAAUGAAGACCUGUGGCAAUGGCAGAAAUUGUCAUUCAAGGAUUUCCCAGGCCUAAGAGAAUGACUUGGCUUGAAGGAUUGUGCGUCCAAACACACAGAUUACCCAAUAAAAUCUGUUACUUUCCUGGUCCUCAUCAGUCCUAGUCCUAUGAAUCAAGAGCUCUGUUGGGUAAUCCCGUGUCUUAAUUAUGUUUUGGUGACACGCAUGGAUUUGAAAGAUUCUUCAGGAUUACUUUGACCACAAAGUACUCUGGUGCUGGAUGGCUGUUCAAACAGCUCUGCCUCGUUUUCCCUUUGUUUAAGCAUUGUGCAAGGAAAUACUUGCAAUGCACAGGAAGAUGCAGGGGUCAUAGGAACAAUCCUGAACGUGGGACAGAUUUUCGGACAGUUAUGCCAUAAGCAGUACUUGUCGGAGGAGCCCAAAGCCCGGGCAGCCUGCGUGACAGCAGCGACCUUGCUGCUCAGGGCCAGGUGCUGUUUUGGCAUCAGACUAUUCCAUUGCUAUUCCCAUCUCUUGUCGCCAACGCAUGGGAACCAAGGCAUACAGCUGAGGAUGUUAGCCUAUAUUAGAAAAACAGCCUCAGAAGGUAGUCUAAUAUUUUUUUCUCAAUUAACAAUUCUCUCACUUUAGGUGUGGAAACAGGCAAUGAUGCCUUCUCUUUAACGCCCAUACUUACAGGUGAGGCGAGAGAAGACGUGUUGCCCUAGAAGCCACAACAAGUUCCAGACAUAAAAUUGCGUUACAGUUUUUGGUAGCUGGAUGUUGCCAUGGGGCAAAAUGAGGAAUGAAGCUGCUGGCUUAGGGGCUGCAAACGGGACUCUGGAAAAUGUGGACACCGCCAUUUACCUGCAUUACAAGUAUCACUUGUCCAAGGCUUUGAAGAGGUGGGACGGCAUACUCUGUUACUUCGCAGGCUGCGAUAAAGCAGCGAGCCCGGCUGUGGGAUUGACACGCUAUUUUUAAGGUUUUGAUGGGCCUGCUGAACACGUACAGCACCCGUGAAGCGGACUGAGUGAUCGGAGACAGAGCAACGAGCACACCAUCUCGGAAUCGCCACAGCACGAGCAAAACCCUCCCUGCCAGACCGGCACAGAGCGCUGGCUCAGUGCGUGGGCCCCUGCAGCGUCCCACAACCCCUGCACCAAACAGCAGCAACGAGGUGGCUGAAAUGGGGCUUUCACCACCCACAGCGCUGCCUGUGCACGUUUGACUGACAAAGGACAGAAACUUGUCUUUAUCGGGGGAGAGUGUUUUUCCCCAAACAGUUUUCCAUCGUGUCCUCUCAGGAUUCACUCUUGAAAGUGACCUACAAAUAAUUCUUCCAAAAAUAAACUUAGGAAAUGAGAUAACUCUGCCAGGCACUAAACCCCAUGAAUUCAUUGCAUCUAACACUGAUCGCUGUCUUCCUGCUAACAUCCCUGCUGCUGCCCUUUCCUCCCUCUCAGAUGGGCUGGGUGACGGUAGACGCAGCCCGGACCAUGGGCAAUCGCGUGGAAGCGGCUUCAUGUCCUGCUGCCUACAGCAGCAACGCACAGCUCAGCAGCAUCCACCAGCCGAACGAAAGAUGCUGCUUCUCUCUACAAACCUCCUAUCCUUGGGCAAGCAUGGUUAUUGACUCCACCAUUACUGUCGCUGCUCCGAUAGGAGCAGUUUUAAGAAAGCCUUGGCAAGAGACACUCUCCUGUCACCCUCCCAGCUGUUCACCCCAGCGGGGCCUCGGGAGGUCAGGACCCGGUGAGCCAGCCCGCACCGCGCGGUGUCCCGCUGGAUCUGACCGCACCACGUCCCACGUGGCCGUGCCGUGGGCUCCAGCAGCAGGGAACUGGGACUGGGAAACUGCCGUGACCUGCAGCGAUGCCAUUUCACCGAGGUGCUCUUCGGCAUCACCCCGAAUUCCUGCGGCACAGCCAACUCCAGAAAACGCGCGUCUUCUGCCGAGGACCAGCCAGGCCAGGCAGGCGAAGCAGGCCCGGCACCGCGCCGUCCUGGGCAGCUCCCUGCGCUCCGCCGGCGCGUCCCUGCCCGCGGCCACCGCCGUCACCGCGCUGGCAGCCGCGGGCCAGAGCAGCGGGGCCGGGCCUGGCCGUGCCACCGCCCCCCGGGCAGGCAGCGGGGCGGGCGCGGCGGGAGCCGGCGGCAGCGGCGGUGGGGGCGGCUGCCGGAGCCCGCGGCCGGCGGCGGAGGGGCGGCAGGAUGUAUGGAUUUAUAAAUACAUGCCUGAAGUCAUUGGUGAUUGAAAAGUAUGGUGAAGAAACAUGGGAGAAAUUAAGACUGCAGGCCGGAGUCCAGGAUUCCUUCUUGACUUUUGAGGUUUACAAAGAUGAGAUCACAAUGCAGCUUGUCGACAAAGCCUGCAAAAUAUUAGGUGUUCCUGCUGACAUGGUUCUGAGAGAGUUUGGAGAGUAUUUCUUUGAAUUCUGUAAACGCUCAGGCUAUGACCACAUGCUGAGGACACUGGGUGGAAAUCUCUAUGAGUUCAUAGAGAACCUGGAUGCGUUGCACAGCUACCUGUCACUUUCUUACCAGGAGAUGAAUGCCCCAUCUUUUAGAGUAGAAAAGAAUGAAGACGGGUCAAUGCAUUUACAUUACUAUUCAGAUAGAAGAGGUCUGUGCCAUAUUGUGCCAGGAAUCAUUGGUGCAGCAGCCCUGGAUUUUUUUAACAUUGAGAUUUCAAUGGAAAUAGUCAAUCAAACAGAGGAAGAAGAAAGAACUGGUAAAAAAGAACAUAUUGUUUUUCUUGUCACUCAAAACCCUGUAUUUUCAUACAAGGAAAGAAAUAAAUUUUCUUCCUCACCUCAAUAUCUUGCUGGCUCUGAAAACCAAAUUGAGAACCGACUGAAGGAAGAGGACCUCGAAAAAGCCAAGAAUACAAUAAGAGACAGAGGAAACUCUGUUUGUCCUGUCAAGAAAAGUCACUGGAAAACAAUAAGAGGAAUAAUCACGUUAGGAAAAGGUAAGCUCCUGAGAGGAUUUGAUCCUGUUUAUCCCAAGAGCCUCUGGAUUGACACAAAAACAUUUUGCAACGGACUUCCUUUUCACAUGGUGUUUGACAAAGAGCUCAGAGUGAAGCAAGCUGGGGUGAGCAUUCAAAAGAUUGUACCAGGCCUUCAGACCAUGGGCAUCUGCUUGGAUCACUAUUUCAGUAUCGUUCACCCAGAAGUACCCUUCACCAUCUCUAGCAUUCAGAAAUUCAUCAACAGCCAAUUUGUUUUCCAGACUAGAAGAGAGAUGAUGCCAGAGUCAUGGAAACAACGGCCAAUGCUUGAGCUGAGAGGCCAGAUGAUCUGGAUGGAGUCCCUGCAGUGCAUGCUCUAUCUCUGCUCACCUCUGCUUCGCACUUUGCAUGAACUGGAAGAGCGACAGAUGCAUAUUGCAGACAUUGCGCCUCACGACGUGACCAGGGAUUUGAUUCUUCUCAAUCAGCAGCGACUGGCAGAGAUGGAGCUCUCUAACCAGCUGGAGAGGAAGAAGGAAGAAUUGCGGAUACUGUCGAAGCACCUGGAGGAAGAGAAGAAAAAGACUGAAGCUCUGCUCUACGCCAUGCUUCCUCAGCACGUGGCCAACCAGCUGAAAGAGGGGAAGCGAGUUGAGGCAGGAGAGUUCAAGGAGUGCACUAUAUUGUUCAGCGAUGUUGUGACCUUUACCAACAUUUGUGCCCAGUGUGAGCCUAUUCAGAUAGUUCUCAUGUUAAAUUCAAUGUACCUGCGAUUUGACAGACUGACCACGGUGCAUGAUGUGUACAAGGUGGAGACGAUCGGAGAUGCCUAUAUGGUAGUAGGCGGGGUCCCCGUGCCUGUACCCACUCAUGCCGAGCGAGUUGCUAACUUUGCCUUGGGGAUGAUAAUCGCAGCCAAAGGAGUACAGAACCCAGUUUCUGGAAAUCCUAUCCAAAUUAGAGUUGGGAUCCAUACAGGUCCUGUCUUGGCUGGAGUUGUUGGAGAAAAGAUGCCUCGUUAUUGCUUGUUUGGAGACACGGUGAAUAUAGCUUCCCGGAUGGAGAGUCAUGGUGUCCCGAGUAAAAUACAUCUCAGCUCCAGUGCCUAUCAAUGCCUGAAAUACAAGAAUUUUGAGAUGAGUGAAAGAGGAGAAAUAGAAGUAAAAGGCAAAGGGAAAAUGCACACAUAUUUCCUCAUUAGAAAUAAAACUGCAACUGAGAAUGAGAUUAUGGGAAGGCCAAUGAAAGACUUAGAUUCUGGCCGUGAAUCUGUUCAGUCCUUUCAAGAAGGCAGGGCUGAAACAACACGAAGUUGUCAUCAGUCAGCUACUCAGACUCAGCCAGAGAAGGACCAGACCCCAGCCAUUGCAAUGAAGUACACUGAUGGCCCCGUGGAUGCACAAAACAGCCUCAGGAGAAGAAAUCAAGCGAAAAUUGCAGAUUUAACAGGCAAAACUUACGAUUCCAGAAGCGAUGGGAGUCUCCAUGGCAACCAGCAUGCAGAUGAUGGUCCUUGUCCUCUAAACCAGGGAAGGGUCAAACCUGCUACUGAAGAGCCACAGAUUAGAAAUGUUCGCUCUAAUUUCUGCACUUUACUCUAAGUUUCUUACUUUUUACAUUAAGCAGCACUUUUGUUAUGAUUUAGUUCAUUUUGCUGUUGUGGGACUGAUUUUGUAUAUCAAAUAUCACAUGAUUUUGUAAAAAAAAAAAAAGAAAAAAGACAUUUCAUCACAGUUUUCAGCAAAAAUAAAACAAUGGAGGAUUUUAUUUUUUUUAAUCAAUCUACAUGUGCCAUAUAAUAUUCCCACUGGAGAAGGAAACCACCGCGAGAUGCUUUGAAGACAUAUUUUUCAUUGCCAUUGUCAUGUCUUUGAAUAUCUCUAUGUAAAAAUCACUUUUUGGUAUCUCAUGCAGCAAUUGAGAAAGAGGUGACUCAUCCAGCUAGAAAUAUUCCUACUCAGACGAGCACUUGCCAUAAAAGAGACGUUCCCUGAAGUGACCAUCUGUCUUAACUUCAGCACAGCCAACAACUUCCCCGUGUAGAGUUUGAGCUACUUUUUCACUGCGGUGACAGUUUAAUCUCUUAACAGGUCUUUUGUUGGGUAAAGGCAUCAUGCAGUAGAAGCGCGGAACAGAUCUGAUACAACCUGUAUUUUUCCAUCCUGAAGAGAAAAUAUUGUGUACUUUAUAGCACCCCAAAGUCAAAAACCCCAGACAUCUACGACCUUUGCAGCAGCUGUCCGUGCUGUGCUUCGAUGAUCAUAGAGCAACAUGCACGUAGCGGAGUUACGUAGCAGCGAAUUCAUCACAACGCUGAAGGACCGUUCAAGGCCUAUGAAUUAUUGGAGCCCUUCACACGAGUUGCAAGUUUAUUUCUCAUUUUCUCACCCCAGCUAAACAAAAAUACAGUUUCAGGAGUACAGAGGGAGCCUGUCAGUGCUGGAAUUAACGUUGUUAAUGUCAUUGAAAAUAACAGCGUUAAAGAUCAACAUCGCUUACCCGGUGUCAGAGGCUCCUCAGCUGAAUUACUGCCAUGCUGAUACAGUCUUAGAUUACGCCUGAUCAGAAAUGGCGGAGAAAAAUUGAAGUGCAGCUGUCAGGAAUUUACCAUGUAGGAGCGAAAAUACAGUGGAUAUAAAGGCUGCGGACAAUUUGGCACGUCAUGAAUUGUGUUCUCUCUCCUAUAAAUGCAGGCUGGAGUAGGUGGAAUGUGCUUGUACCGGGCGCCUUUGUCAGGAGGUGCGCCCUGCACCCCAGUUUAUUACCUUUGGGCGUGGAUUCGUUGCCUAAGGAUGCAAGCAUGAGACCCGUUUGAGCAACAGCGCAAACUGGAGGAGAUGGUAAUGUUUCUCCUCUGUUACAGUCUGGAGCAUCACAUUUCCACCUCUGUGGCAAGAGUCAGGCUCUUUAAACACCAGAGGGAGAUGCAAUUCACUACUCUUGACCGGUCGUGCUGACGGAACGGAGAACACCUUGUUUAACAAAUGGCAGCGGUGGACUCUGUCUUUACCGGCAUUUGCUGUGGAGAUAUAAAGCCACGUAGCCCCACACGCAAGCGCGACACAGGAGCGUACAUCUCUCCGAGGCCAGUGCUAAUGCAGAAGGGAACUGCUCGCCGUCUCAGCUGCUCUCGCAGUCCCGUACCUGCACGGCUGAAUGCCGCUGACCACCUCUCCGAAAGGAAGAAUUUCCAGUCGGAAAUUGUCCAACAAGCCUGGCCAUCAGUGAAUAGGGUUCAGUAUAUAUUCCAGGGUUUAAUAUAGAUAUAUUCCAGAGUGGUUUUCGGUAGGAGCCCAGAGCUCCUCUGAACUUGUAUGGAUCCUCUUGGGAAGAAGAAAGAAAAGGACCGCGGCUUAAUAGCUGUCUGCAUCUCUCUCUCCAAAGUUUAACGCUCGCUUUGCUUAUACCAGCCCUUAUACCAGCCCUUUUUGCACUGAACAGUCCAUGAAUGUUUAAUAUUGGAAUGUUUUAAUUGCCAGUAAGUGCUCCAUGGUAAGUUACUUCAUGCUGUACUGUGGUAAAACUGAUGUGCUCAGUGGUUUCUCUGUGGCCUCUGCUACAAUCUGGUUCUCUGCUACAAUCUGGUGAUGCAACGCUAGGUCAACUCUGCACAACUGCUUUUAAAAAUUAAUGUGCCUGUGCAUCAUCACGUGUUCUUAAAUCUGUGGCCACUGCUAAAGACUGCAAAAAUAUCAUUCAGAAAUAAAUCUUUCCAUUAAUAUACUGACUGCCAUUUGUCAAUGACUACUUUGACUCCUUUCCCUCUUCUCCCUUCCAACUUUUCUGUUCUUUUUCCCUCUAAGUAUACAAAUGUUUAAGACCAUUAUACCUCUAAUAAAUGUCCAGUG